Messenger RNA from Helobdella robusta, 1755 nucleotides. RefSeq lists its product as hypothetical. Bases 1 to 1755 code for a protein of 584 amino acids. Gene Ontology annotation, cellular component: nucleus. The transcript is spliced from 9 exons. Gene Ontology annotation, molecular function: DNA-binding transcription factor activity, RNA polymerase II-specific; RNA polymerase II cis-regulatory region sequence-specific DNA binding. Lineage: Eukaryota; Metazoa; Annelida; Clitellata; Rhynchobdellida; Glossiphoniidae. Gene Ontology annotation, biological process: regulation of transcription by RNA polymerase II. The record is from RefSeq and is a predicted model, not a curated record.
AUGUCAAUUCUUAAGCCUAAAUCUUCUGAAAUUCUUCAACAAGAAUUAAAUAAAACAAGCAUUAAAAGUAACAAUUCCAAUGAUUUCAGUGAAAAACAAAACUCUGAUGCUCAUCAGUUGAAGACUUCACACAUUUCUAAAAAUUUAGAACACCUAUCUUUAACUUCAACUAAAAAUACUAAGGAAUCAAAUAAAAAGAAAACGCCUGAAGAAUUUCUUGAAAUGCAAACCAAACACAUUUGCUCAGAAAUGAGUCAUCCCUGGUGCACUGAUCAUUCUUAUGCCCUCAAACAUAAAGUUGUGGAAGGAAGUACUUUACUAUAUAAUUCCAUCAUCCCAUCAGAUGGCAGCUACAAUAGGUUUGAGUUCGCAGUGCCUACCACUGAGGAAAGUGCACACGUUCACUUGAAAACGACCCAUCCCUGUUGCACCGAUCAUUCUUAUGACAUCAGGCAUAGAAGGCCUAAUGAAAAAAAUGUUGAAAAGGUGCCAUUGCACGAACUACCUGAGGAUCUUUCAUGUUUGCCAAAUGAUGUGCAUGAAAUUUGCCUCAACGAUGAUUUAGAUUUACCAUACAUCAAAACGUCUAAAACCAUACCUUGCUCAUCAUCAAGUGAAAUCCUUCCAAUCAAAAACAAAACCUCGUCAAAGCGGCUCAAAAAAUUUUACCCAACAGCUCUGGAAAACAUCAUGGAGAAUGAAAUUGAAGUGCUGAAGAACCAAACAACAGCUUUUUCUGAAACCCAAAUAAAAUUUUUCAAAAGUUCUAUAUGGCAACAUGAUUUCAUUUGUCAGCGUCUUGCAGCUCACUACUUAAAGGAGUUGCCCAAGAGAAGAAUGUAUCAAGGAAUGAACUUAACUUGCUGUAAACCAAAUGUGUGCUUGACCUGCGAUGCAGCGUUUACGAGACUGCACAGUCUCAAGUACCACAUGCUCGUUCACUACGGCCUCAAUCGAUUCACUUGCGGUGAUUGUGGACAUUUGUUCAGGCACGCCGGUCAUUAUAAGAAACAUUUACGUGGGCAUUUGGAGAAAAAACUCCAUCACGGCGGUGAAUGUCCUGCAAAGUUCAAAGGUCGAAACACACACAAACAGCAUAUAAAAGUUAGACGCUGCAAGACAACAGUCUCUGGAGAUAGCUUCACUACUAACGAGAACGUUCUUGCAAAAUCAAACGAACAUGAAGAUACAAUUUCUGCUAAUAAUUCCAGUCCUAUUAACAUUAAAGAGAGCUUCUACGGUACCAUAAUAAAUGGCAGGUUGGUCAGUUCAACUUUUAUGCCCUCUAGUGCAGCAGGGAAAAAUUUUCUGUCCAUUAGCAACAAGGUGAAUGUCAUAACUCCAGAAAUUGAUUACCAGUCACCUGCAACACUUGUACCUUUACCAUCUACAGCUGAAAAAUCGGACUUUGAAAUCAUGAAAGAAGAUUGUGUUAAACAAGAGCCAGUCGACACUGGUUACACUGAUUAUUGGCCUGGAAUAUUGCCAGCCCCGACCAUUAUCAAUCCACUUUCCAAAGAACAUACAGAAACAUAUAUUAAAGUAAAGGUUAAAGAUGAAAAUUUAGUUGCACCAUCUCUGUUCUCAACAUCCUCAACAUCAUCUUCAAAGUCAUCAGCUGUUUCGACGUCAGCAGAUUUCAUGAGAAACCUACCUACAGAAUCCGCAAACUCACCUGGAAAAGCUCCAAUCAUUUUUUUCAGUGAUUUUCCCGCUAUAAAACCACGACUCAUUAUCAUUGAACCUGAUCACUAA